This is a messenger RNA of Anisakis simplex (herring worm), 2259 nucleotides long. Lineage: Eukaryota; Metazoa; Nematoda; Chromadorea; Rhabditida; Anisakidae. The record is from the annotation of a GenBank genome assembly.
AUGCCAAAAAUUGUAUCGGCUGGUAAUCAAUGGAAAUCGAUCGAGGUUCCUGGGGAAUUUGCAUGUGAUACGAACCUGACUUUCCUGUCAACGUUCGAAGAACUCAUUCCGUCGGAAGCUGAUCAAUUACUCAACAAAAACAAUGAACCUUUGGAGCAGAACGAAGAGACAGCCGUUUCGCCUGAAGAGGUUGAAGAGAUUGACAGUGAAAGUGGAACGAACGUGGUCAGUGCUAAUGCGAACAGUCACCCUGAUAGUAUUCAAAUCUUAGAUAAUGUUGAAGCAGGUUCAUUGAAAAAGAAUGUGAAGAAGAAGAAGAAAGGUCUCAUAUCAAGAGCAGGUAAAACACGGAUCAAAUCAAAGAAGAAUGAAGUGCAACUUUCUGAUGGCAUUACUUCUGCUCAAUCGGAUGGCAAUAAAAAGAAAAUGCGCAAAAAUACUCAACCACCAAUUGAGAAUUGUCGUAUCGAAGAUGAGCCAAGCCAAGCAUCAGAUCUCGAGAGUACAGAUUUAGCGGUGACAACUCCAGUUGAACGGGUUGACCUAUCUGCCUGGGAAGAAUUUGGAUUGUCAGAUGAAAUUAUGAAAGCACUCAAUGAUCUCGGGGAGAUUUUCCGUCAUGCAUUCGAAAUUAUUCCAAACUACGUUCAAAAAACAAUUCUUUCGAUUAAAGACAUUCGAGAAUCCGAUUUCAGUUUCACGGAACCAACCGAAAUCCAGAAGUUAGUAUUUCCGAGUGCAAUCCGUGAUAAACUUGACAUAAUUGGAGCUGCUGAAACUGGUAGUGGUAAAACCUUAGCGUACGUAAUACCUUUAAUAAUGAGGUUAUUGGACGAGGACAAGAAAGAGGGAAAUGAAGGUGGUGAGAAGCCAAUCAGUGAACGUCACUUACGUGCACUGAUUCUUGCUCCAACGCGUGAACUUGUCAUACAGAUCAGAAAGCAUAUUGUUGCGCUCAUUAAAUACACCAAAUUUAAGGUAACAUCGAUAGUCGGUGGAUUGUCCCAACAAAAACAAGAACGUAUUUUGAAAUAUCGUCCCGAAAUAAUUGUCGCGACACCGGGUCGUUUCUGGGCGUUGUUAUCGGCAUCGGACGGUGCUGGCAGCGGUAAUUAUUUAGGUGACUGGCAACAUUUGUCGUGUUUGGUGAUUGAUGAAACUGAUCGAAUGAUUGAGAAGGGACAUUUCGAGGAAUUGCAAUUCAUUUUGGACAGCAUUAAGAGUAAUGGGAAUGCGAAACGACAAACGUUAGUAUUCUCAGCGACACUUACCUUUGUGCAUCCUGCACCGAAACGAAUUGACGCACAUCAGAUAACAACACAAGAGAAAAUCGAUCACUUAAUUGAAAUUGUUGGAUUGCGUAAAGAAAGGAGGGUUUUUGACAUUACAAGAUCAUUCGGAACGGCCGAAUCGCUUGUUGAAACAAGAAUGAAUUGUUCGAAUCUCUUGGAAAAAGAUACAAGUGUUGUAUAUUUGCUUACGCGCUAUCCCGGCCGAACGCUUAUUUUCAUGAAUUCCGUGGAUGCAUCCAGAAGAUUCUUCGGUAUUCUAACAAAGCUCCAAUUUAAACCAGCGCCUAUGAUGUUACACGCCAAAAUGAUCCAGAAACAACGUCUCAAAAAUUUAGAGAAAUUUGCAGAAGUACCGAAUUCGAUUCUUUUGGCAACCGAUGUGGCUGCACGUGGACUGGAUAUAUGCGGAGUUGAACAUGUCAUCCACUACCAAGUCCCGAAAACAGCCGAGUUAUAUGUACAUCGUUCCGGUCGUACAGCUCGUGCGCUCAAUCGAGGCAUAACCGUGCUGAUGGUUGAUCUGCAAGACACCCAAUUUUAUCGUCGCAUUUGCAGAAAUUUGAAUAGAGAGCAAGAACUUCCGUUAUAUCCGAUAGAUUCAGUUGAGCUGUUCAACGCACUCCAAGAACGCAUCAAAUAUGCCAGUGAUGUUGAAUCGUGUGAACAUCGCAUUAAAAAGAUUGUUUCACGAGAAAAUUGGUUCGAAAAAACAGCGCGAGAAGCUGAUUUAUUGCUCGAUAGCCGAGAUCGUGAGAAAGAGAGUGUGAGUGAAGAUUUGGUUGAGUUGAGAAGAGAGAAGAAAGCGGCUGAAGGCAAUUUGCGGUGCGCGUUAUCGAUUGCACUACCGCGUUUCGAGCACGUUCAAGUACAGAAGGCACAUGAUGCGCUCAGUUCGUUUGAAGAGAGUGCCGAAAAGGAGCAGUUGACUCGCAAGCAGCAACGCACUCUGGUCAAAUUUCAGGACUGA